Scophthalmus maximus (turbot) is the source of this 3493-nucleotide messenger RNA. It is a transcript of the gene xrcc4, whose product is annotated as X-ray repair complementing defective repair in Chinese hamster cells 4. NCBI's taxonomy places the organism in Eukaryota, Metazoa, Chordata, Actinopteri, Pleuronectiformes, Scophthalmidae. The record is from RefSeq and is a predicted model, not a curated record. The coding region runs from base 138 to 1094 and encodes 318 amino acids. Gene Ontology annotation, molecular function: DNA binding. Gene Ontology annotation, biological process: immunoglobulin V(D)J recombination; response to X-ray; double-strand break repair via nonhomologous end joining. The transcript has 8 exons. Gene Ontology annotation, cellular component: DNA ligase IV complex; nucleus; DNA-dependent protein kinase-DNA ligase 4 complex.
UGUUUAGCUCCGUCGCAUAGUGAUGACGUAAGACGUAUCGUUCCCGGAAGCGCUGUGAGUCGCUGGAGCUGGUGAAGCGAAAGGUGGGAGUUUCUCCGCGAAACAAACCGAGGCAGCGACGCGGUGAAGCUGUUGAAAUGCCCACAUCAGUCCGUAAAAUCCACGUCUCCUCUCAACCAGACUCCACCUACUUCCUGCGGGUGGACUGGAGGGGGCGGGGUUUGGGCUUGGGGUUCCAGUUGCUGCUGACUGAUGGCCAGGAUGCCUGGAGAGGACAAGUGAGCGAGGCAGCGGUGUGCGAGGAGGCAGAAGAGAUGGAGAUGCAGAAGGAGAGGUACAUCGAUGACCUCCAGCAGGCGCUGACCGGGACAGAGAGCACCACUACCUACUGCUUCGCCCUGACGCCGUCUCCACCGAGCCACAGCUCCGCUGUGACACUGGCGUAUGAGAAGGUGCAGAAGGACAUCUCAUUCAGGCUGGGUUCUGUUUUGUUGCAGUCUGUCCAAGAGCCAGCGGAGCCUGUGAGGGAGUUACUGAUUCACAGUCUGCAGUGGGGAAAUACACUGGAGCACCAGAACCAGAACAUUGAGGAGGAGAACCGAAAACUGAGACAAGAACACCAACGCAUCACUGCAGAAAUGAAGCGAUACGCUGGUGGGAAAGAGGCACUGGAGGCAGAGCUCUUCUCUCGGUUUGUCCUCGUCCUGAACGAGAAGAAAGCAAAGAUCCGCAGUCUGCAGGAGACCGUCUCACGCCUGCAGGAAUCCAGGAGUUCAGAGGGACAGAAAAAUAAGGAUUCAGUAAAAUCCGACCAAACAGCAGGUGAGGACGAGGAGGAGACUGAGGAGGAUGAAUAUGGAGGGAGCACUGACGAGGAGCCAGAGGAAGUGAAAGGGACCCCUGCCACGACGUUACAAUCCAGGGACUCCUCUACCCCGAGCCCACUGGAUGACAGCCUGAAGGACAUCACAGACGUGGCCCCCUGUCGCAAGAGGCGCUUUCGUCACCUUGGGGCCUCGGACCAGGCGAUUAAAAGACCGAACCCACAGACCUCCCACAGAAAGAGUUUGCCUAUAUCAUAUGGAACAACAUAGGGCGGCUGUGGCUCAGGAGGUAGUGACUGUUGUCCACUAACCCGAACAUCGGCGGUUCGAUCAUCGCCUCCCCUAGUCUGCUUGUCAAUGUGUCCUUGGGCAAGACACUUGACCCUUCAUUUCUACUGACUCUUCCUGCAGUGUAUGAAAAUGCAUAAAUGUGACAGAAAAUGCAUGGUAAAUAGCAGCGCCCAAAAACAGACUGCUUAACUGAGCACAAGACUGUUUGGUGAAGAAACUGUGGGGCACAAAUUGUACAACAAUGCUGGGUGAAAGCUCAUCUUUUGUGUGUGAGUGUUCCACGUUGUGUGUUGCUUUUUAUGGCUGGUUGUUAGAAUAUUGUUAUUUUUGUCAGUUUAUGUCGACAAACUGCUUUACUGCAUUACAUAUGAAAAUGUGUUUUUUUUAUAGUUUGGUUAACCAAGCCGUUCAUUUCUUGGACCUCUGUGAAUACCGUUAUUCUCGGGUCCGAGCACAGUGCAGCAAGGGGGAAUUCUAGGGGGGGUCUUGGAUGUGAAGUGGGGAGCCAAAGUCAGCCACUGGUCUCAAAGUAAAACUUUCUUCUUUUCUCCUCUCUGUUGUGUCUAUAGUUGCUGAGUCAGACUAUCACACAGCUUCUGAAGAACUGCUGCCGCACAUCCAAAACCCCACAAUACUACUGAUCUUGUGCCUGUGUCUCACAUUUGCCAGUUUUCUUUUUUGGAUGCGGCCAUUUAGAAAGUCUUCCAUAGACAUGUCUCAAUCUAACAUUGUCUCUAGUUGCCCAACAGUGGGCCUGUACUGGUACCGUGUCCAAGCUCCUCAGAGCUCCAGCAACUGUGCCACAUGCAGAUGGCCGUAAGUCGUGCCAUCUAUCCCCAGCUGCUGACUGUAGUGGGUACUGGUGCCCAUUACCGGCUCAUUACCAACAAGAAGCAGCAGUGAGCCGAUGAGCAGCUGCGGUUGGAUGUUUGAUCGCUGCAGAAGCUGCCCACCCCCCACCCCCCUGAGCUGACCAACACUGCCUGCAAAAGAGAGGUCUUUGUCUGAGGUGGUUAACGUGGGGGGCUUGAACUGUUGGCAGUACUACUCCCAGCUAUUGUUUUUGGCCAUCUCCAUCACUCCUCAACUCAUUCACCUUCCCGUGUUACCUCCAUAUGUUUCUACAUGUAGGUCGUCCACUGAGAAGAGGAGGAGGUGGAAGAGCUGAAAAUUAGGGGGGUCGGCAUAGAAUUAAAUUAAGUCCACAUGAACAGAAGACAACGAUGACUAAUUACAGGGAUUGCUCAACAGUUUUGGAAAUACACUUCCUUGCUUCUAACUCGGGGCCGACAGAUGUAGCGUAUGUUCAUCAUUUAAACAUUUCUGCGUGUAAAUAGGUGUGUUUUAAAUCGUGGGAUGGAGCCAGGCUAGCGGUUUCCCCUGGCUUCCUAUUUUUAUGUUGAGCUAAGAAAUCCAUGUCCUGACACUCAGACAUGAGACUUAUAUCCAUCUGUUCAUCUCAUUCUUUGACAGGACAAAAAGUGUAUUUCCCAAAAUGUUGAACUAUUCAUUAAUUUAACAAAACAAGUGUUAAAACAUCACUAGGAAACAAGCCAAGUGUUGAGUUUAUAAGAGCCUGUUCUCCACUAAAAAAUUACCGGAUAGGUCAUUUGUUCAAGCUACGUAUUGCGACGUAUGUGUUCAUUUUAAAGACCGCAGACCUCUAGCGGUAGUUAUGUACGCGGCUGCUAGAGGUCAUCGGUGGACCUGGUGAGUCCGUCAAGUUUAUGCAUUUCAAAUGGAUUUUCUUUUAUUCUGUAAAGUUAUUGUGCUGAUCCCCUUUUUUAUGGCACCCUAACCCCCAACCAUGAUGCUUACCUUCACAAGCUCAUUAAUCAUGUGUCGGUAAGGCAAAUAAAACCCCACAAUACUCUGAGGCGAAAAGUAUGUGGCGUACUUCCUUUCAACGAUAGAGGCGCUAUGGUUAGGUAACGGUCGAUUUGGUCGUUUUUUCCUUGUACGACAUAGUUCGUCGUAUGAGUUGGAAGACUUCUUGGUCUAUUAUUAAACACCUGGUUGCUCUGAUGCUCAGAUUAACCUUUUUGGCUCACUGUACUUCCUGUUCGUGCGUCCUUCAGAUCCAAGUGUUGUAAGGACAGUUUUUGCCAUGAAAAGAAAUGAGAAGAAACACUCUUCCUCCUUCUCAUGGGGGCUGGUUCUGUGAACUAUCAAACCUCGCUCCUAGCCAUGACAGAUAAUCACUGCAAGACACGGGACUGGUAGAGUGUUAUCUGUGCAUUUGCAUUUUGCCUUACACUGCGAUCAGCGCAGUUCUUAUAGGUUGUUGUUGUUGUAUGAUGUGGCUCUUAACACAAUCUGACUGAGCUGUUGAAUUAGUUGAAUCAUUUUUUCUUAAAAGUGCAUUGAAAAUGUCAAAA